AUGAUUUCAAACAUCUUUAAAAACAUUGCUUUGAAAACCACCAAGCAAGGCUUCUCCAACAUGCCCAUGUUCAUGUUUAGCAAUCUUAAAACACUUGAAUAUAUCAAGUACGAAGUCUAGGAAAACCAAGUUGCCUUAGUUACAUUAAACAGACCUAAAGCUUUGAAUGCUUUAUGCGAUGGUUUGAUUAAUGAAUUGAAUUCCACUCUCGAAUAAUUAAAUAAAGACCCCAAGGUUGGUGCUAUUGUAAUUACUGGUAGUGAAAAAGCAUUCGCUGCUGGUGCUGAUAUUAAAGAAAUGAAGGACAAGACUUUCCCUUACACUUACAGCGUUAAUAUGCUUGCUAGUUGGGAUAAUUUGACCACCAUUAAAAAGCCCAUCAUUGCUGCAGUAAACGGUUAUGCUCUUGGUGGUGGCUGCGAAUUAGCUAUGAUGUGUGAUAUUAUCGUCGCUGGUACUUCUGCUAAGUUUGGUCAACCCGAAAUUCUUAUUGGAACUAUUCCUGGUUGUGGUGGUACUCAAAGAUUGACAAGAGCUAUUGGUAAAUCAAAAGCUAUGGAAUUAGUUUUAACUGGAGAUUAAAUCGAUGCUCACACUGCUGAAAAACACGGCUUAGUCUCUAAGGUUGUUGAACCUACCGAAACUGUUAACGAAGCUGUUAAAAUUGCUGCUAAGAUUGCCUCUCUCUCUCAACCUAUUGUAGCCAUGGCUAAGGAAGCUGUCAACUAGGCUCACAAUCUUCCCUUAAAGGACGGUCUUCAAUAUGAAAAGAGACUUUUCCAUUCCACCUUCGCCACACAAGACAGAAAGGAAGGUAUGACCGCUUUUGCUGAAAAAAGAAAGCCUCAAUGGAAAAACGAAUGA
Tetrahymena thermophila SB210 is the source of this 864-nucleotide messenger RNA. RefSeq names its product enoyl-CoA hydratase/isomerase. NCBI's taxonomy places the organism in Eukaryota, Ciliophora, Oligohymenophorea, Hymenostomatida, Tetrahymenidae. The record is from RefSeq and is a predicted model, not a curated record. Gene Ontology annotation, cellular component: mitochondrion. The transcript is spliced from 2 exons. Gene Ontology annotation, biological process: fatty acid beta-oxidation. Gene Ontology annotation, molecular function: enoyl-CoA hydratase activity.